CCAAGAAGGUCGCUCACUCUUGUGGACUUUAAGGUUCAGGCACGGCAGUCCUCCAUGGCUCCUUACCACAUCCGCAAAUACCAGGAGAGUGACCGCACACAGGUCCUGGACUUGUUCUUCCAUGCACUGGAUGAGUAUGGCCCUGCCUCCUUCCACCACAUCCUAAAGCUGCCCCGAACCUUCGUGCUCUUGCUUGGGGUGUCCCUCGGCCUCCUCCUGGUCUCUGGCUCCUGGCUGCUGGCCCUCAUAGCCAGCCCCACCCUCCUCACUGCUCUGAGAUUCCUCUGCAAAUACCCCUGGACCAAGUUUACAGCCGAGUGCUUGCGCACAGACAUGUCCAACAUCACCAAGUCCUACUUGAGUGAGCCCGGCUCCUGCUUCUGGGUGGCUGAGGCUGAGGGGCAGGUGGUGGGCAUCGUGGGGGCGCUGCCUGUCAAGGAGCACUCCCUGCACAAGGAGCAGUUGGAGCUGCUGCACCUGUGCGUGGCCUUGGAUCACCGACGUCAGGGGAUAGCGAAAGCCCUGGUCAGGACCGUCCUCCAGUUCGCGUGUGACCAGGGCUACGGCCAAGUCGUCCUCACCACCAGCAUGCUGCAGCACUCGGCCUUGGCCCUCUACCAGCGCAUGGGCUUCCAGAAGUUGCAUCAGUUCUCCCCCCUGUGCUGGAGGCUGCUUACUGUUCCUUUGGUUACGUUUGUCUACUACCUGCCCUCUGCUCAGGCCUCGUGGGCACAUGAGUAG
Molecule: messenger RNA, 741 nt
Organism: Enhydra lutris kenyoni (northern sea otter)
Lineage: Eukaryota; Metazoa; Chordata; Mammalia; Carnivora; Mustelidae
Product: N-acetyltransferase 8 (putative)
Exons: 1
Coding region: 55-741 (228 amino acids)
Molecular function (GO): N-acetyltransferase activity
Source: RefSeq, a predicted model, not a curated record